GUAAGACCAUACCAAUAUGUCAUCUCCCAAAGUGAUCAUCAUCUCAUCUGAGGAUGAAAGGUUCCCAGUCGACCCUAAGGUGGCUGAAAAAUCUGUUUUAAUCAAGAACAUGAUCAACGAUUUGAAUCCAGACGGAUUAACCGAGGAUUUCGAAAUCCCUACUCCAAACGUCAGAGCCAAUGUGUUAUCCAAGGUUUUGGAAUGGUGUGAGCACCACAAGAACACCACCUUCCACGAGGAGGAAGAUGAUGACACCAAGAAAACUACCCCUGUUGAAGAAUGGGACAAAAACUUCUUGAAAGUGGAUCAAGAGAUGCUCUACGAUAUCAUUAUGGCGGCCAACUACUUGAACAUCACCCCGUUGAUGAUUUCGGGGUGUAAGGUUGUUGCUGAGAUGAUCAAGUCCAAGUCUCCAGAGGAAUUGCGUAAGACGUUCAACAUCGUCAACGAUUUCACUCCUGAGGAAGAAGCUGCUAUUAGAAGGGAGAACGAGUGGGCCGAAGACCGUUAGCUGCGCUAAUGGUUAUGAUAUACGAAAUUGAUUAAUAGUACUACUAAUAGUUACCAGUUACCAGUAUUCAGUACGAUGUAACGAAGGUAUCAAUGUAUGGAACAUCG
Messenger RNA from Suhomyces tanzawaensis NRRL Y-17324, 618 nucleotides. RefSeq names its product SCF ubiquitin ligase subunit (gene SKP1). Bases 17 to 511 code for a protein of 164 amino acids. The transcript has a single exon. The record is from RefSeq and is a predicted model, not a curated record. Gene Ontology annotation, cellular component: nucleus; cytoplasm. Gene Ontology annotation, biological process: mitotic cell cycle; SCF-dependent proteasomal ubiquitin-dependent protein catabolic process. Gene Ontology annotation, molecular function: cullin family protein binding. NCBI's taxonomy places the organism in Eukaryota, Fungi, Ascomycota, Pichiomycetes, Serinales, Debaryomycetaceae.